Molecule: messenger RNA, 994 nt
Organism: Hemiscyllium ocellatum (epaulette shark)
Lineage: Eukaryota; Metazoa; Chordata; Chondrichthyes; Orectolobiformes; Hemiscylliidae
Gene: myf6
Product: myogenic factor 6
Exons: 3
Coding region: 53-790 (245 amino acids)
Biological process (GO): positive regulation of myoblast differentiation; muscle organ development; regulation of transcription by RNA polymerase II
Molecular function (GO): DNA-binding transcription factor activity, RNA polymerase II-specific; RNA polymerase II cis-regulatory region sequence-specific DNA binding; protein dimerization activity
Source: RefSeq, a predicted model, not a curated record
CUCCCGAAGGCAUACAUAAGUGCAAACCCCACACAAAACUUCACAAUCGAGAAUGAUGGAGAUGUUUGAGACCAAUCCUUUUUACUAUCACGAUCAGCGAUAUCUGGUGAGUGAAAGUAUGGGCUUUCCGCACUUGGACGGGGCUGAGGUGUCCCCCCUUUACCCGGGAAGCGAGGAUGGCCUGUCCCCAGUUGGAGACGCGAGUCAGGCGGAGCCGAGCUGUGACAGUGGCGGAGAGGAACAUGUCUACGCUCCGCCCGGCCUGAAGUCGCACUGCCCGGGCCAGUGCCUGAUCUGGGCUUGUAAAGCGUGCAAAAGGAAGUCAGCCACCACCGACAGGAGGAAGGCGGCAACUCUCCGGGAGAGGAGGAGGCUCAAGAAAAUCAACGAGGCUUUCGAAGCGUUAAAGCGCAGGACGGUGCCAAACCCUAACCAGAGGUUACCAAAAGUGGAGAUCCUGCGCAGUGCCAUCCACUACAUUGAGAAACUCCAGGACCUGCUACAUAGCUUUGACCAGCAGGAUAAACUGCAGGAGAACGUGGACCCGAUCAACGGCUGCAAAAGCUCCCAUUCAAUGGUAUCAACUCCAGGCUGCUGGGGAACUAACAGCUGUCCUUCCGAAUGGGGGAAUCUCUCUGAUCAUUCGAAUAUCCCAAAUAAACUCCACAAAGAGGGGAAUAGUUCGGAAUCAUCAGGCACCAGCAGUCUUCAUUAUCUGAGCUCGAUAGUCGACAGUAUUUCGACGGAGGAGGCCACUACGCUCUAUACCCAAGACACAAAUGCGAAGUAAUCUGAUUUAUUACCAACCAUUGGCUUGAGUUAGAUUUAUAUAAUUGUGAUGACGUCGGUUCGCCAUAGCUGUACUUUUGCCGACCGAAUAACUUGUUUUGCCGUGUUGUACCUACACUUCGAUAUUGUUUGAAAGUGUCGAUUUUUAGAUUUAAAGUAUCAUUCCCUUCAGAUAAGGAAAAGGCCAAACAUGUUAAACGAAUUA